AUGCAUUUUGAAACUACAGACGAGCAAGAUGAAACCCUUUCGAACACGAAUUUCGGAUCACACACUGAAAUUUCACAAGCACCAGUAGUUACACAAUGCUCUCAACAAGGUUCAGCAAAGAAGAUAUUAUUAUCCACAGCGAUAGUAGAUGUUUUUGAUGCUCAAAGUAAAGGUCACACAUAUCGUGCAUUGUUGGAUAAUGGAUCACAACUGAACUUUAUUACUGAAACCUUCACGAACAAAUUACGAUUGAAACAGCAACAUUUAAACAUCGCCAUUUCUGGAGUAGCACAGGGAGGCAUCAACGCGAGGUCUGUAAACGUUCUUUUACAAUCCAAACACAAUAGUUAUCGCGGAAGAUUGAACUGCGUGAUCUUGAAAAAAAUCACACAAAAUUUACCUCAAGAAUUUGUGGAUAUAUCACAACUAAGAAUUCCGUCAAACAUUCCAUUAGCAGAUCCUCAUUUUAAUAUUCCGGACAACAUUGACAUUUUGAUCGGUGCCGAAGUGUUCUGGCAAUUACUCUGUAUUGGUCAGAUCAAACCAUGCAAGGCACAUCCUACCAUUCAGAAGACCAAACUCGGUUGGAUUAUUUCUGGUCAGAUCUUCAACAAUCAUCAAACCAAUGAAGGCAGCGCUUGUCAUUUAGCCACAAUGGAUGACUUAAAUAACACUAUUUCCAAGUUCUGGCAAACCGAAAAUAACUACUCCAUUGAUGCUUCCAUGCGGUCACCCGAAGAACGUAUAUGCGAAACCCAUUUUUUACAAACCACUACGCGUAAUUCUGAGGGAAGAUAUAUAGUCAAACUUCCAAUCAAGGAAGAGUUGAUAAGCCAGUUAGGCAAUUCUAAGAAGAUCGCCAAACGUCGAUUUUUCGCACUAGAAAAACGAUUGGCCAAGCAUCCUGAUAUUUAUGCUGCUUAUCGUAAUUUUAUGAAUGAAUAUCAGUCUCUAAACCACAUGCAGGAAAUCAAAGACAGUGAUGACAGUUGUUUUUUGAUCAUGCUGUUUUCAAGGAAACAAGUACAACAACAAAAACACGAGUAG
Messenger RNA from Cyphomyrmex costatus, 1047 nucleotides. RefSeq lists its product as uncharacterized. The record is from RefSeq and is a predicted model, not a curated record. The transcript has a single exon. Bases 1 to 1047 code for a protein of 348 amino acids. Lineage: Eukaryota; Metazoa; Arthropoda; Insecta; Hymenoptera; Formicidae.